AUGAAUUCUACAGGAACUAAUGAAGACCUGUCUACAUUCAAUGCAUCCACGACCCCAAUGACUCAGGACAGAAUUGAGUACAACUUCAUCCGAUGCAUCCUGCUCAGUAUAACAACAAUUCUACUUCUGACCCUCAACCCGCUGUGUCUUGUGGUCCUGAGGCAUGUCUGCAGCAUCCAGGAAACAACCAAGAUAUUCCUCAGAUCCAUGACGGUUGCUGAUCUCGGGGUGGGACUCUUCCGGGCUCUCCCAAUGACUGUGUUAGUGAUUUCUGAGACUGAGCAUAUCGGUGAUGCGCUUUGCAAAGUGCUGUCAUUUGUCGACUGCAUCCUAAGCUUCAGUCCCCAGAUGUCACUCCUGCUGCUGACUGUGGAUCGCUACAUUUCAGUGGUGCAUGCUUUGCGCUACCCAUCUCUUUGCUGA
Molecule: messenger RNA, 423 nt
Organism: Patiria miniata (bat star)
Lineage: Eukaryota; Metazoa; Echinodermata; Asteroidea; Valvatida; Asterinidae
Product: C-X-C chemokine receptor type 2-like
Exons: 2
Coding region: 1-423 (140 amino acids)
Biological process (GO): G protein-coupled receptor signaling pathway
Cellular component (GO): membrane
Molecular function (GO): G protein-coupled receptor activity
Source: RefSeq, a predicted model, not a curated record